Molecule: messenger RNA, 273 nt
Organism: Penicilliopsis zonata CBS 506.65
Lineage: Eukaryota; Fungi; Ascomycota; Eurotiomycetes; Eurotiales; Aspergillaceae
Exons: 2
Coding region: 1-273 (90 amino acids)
Source: RefSeq, a predicted model, not a curated record
AUGUCCGAAUCCAUGCUGCUCUACUGCCCCCCGGCGCCACCACGGCGGGAAUCGCUUUUUGGAAGGCGCCUGUGCGAGAACGGCAACGCAGAGCUGAUGGAUCUGACUGCUGUCAAGGCCAAUAUCACAGAGACUGCAACUGCUGAAUUGCCUGUCAUCGGCUCCUCCACCUACACAAAGACCAUCAGCAGUCCUCUUGUCAAAGCCGGCUAUGACACCAUGUCAACAGGUAUCCCAUACGGCUGGAGACUCAUCGGGUAUUGGGCUUCGUGA